This is a messenger RNA of Strongylus vulgaris, 1195 nucleotides long. The record is from the annotation of a GenBank genome assembly. Lineage: Eukaryota; Metazoa; Nematoda; Chromadorea; Rhabditida; Strongylidae.
GAGAAAUUUGUGAUCGCUUUCAAUGCAGAAGUUUAGAACAGGAUAGAGAGCGUUUCAAAUUUCAGACAUCGCUACCCUUAAGUCCCUCUUAUCAGUGGAGCUGGAUAGCUACGCCUCUAUAACAAGAGAUGAUGAGCAGCUAUUUGAAACGCCACCUGGCACUGUUUGUGAAGGAUGGAAGGAAGCAAAAAUUCCAAUGAACGUCAGUGAUCCAUUCAGUGCUGUUGUGGAAUACGUUGACGACAAGAAGACUCAAUCUGAAUCUAUGCUCUAUUACUCACCUGCUGAGAACACGGUAAUCAUCAGUGGAGCUAAGCGAGGUGAUAUAGUACCAUUUUUGAACGAAAAAGGCGUGCCAUCAGAAGCUUCUUUGGUAAUUCACGAUUUCAGCAAAGGCUAUGAAUAUCUUCUGGAUUCUUCCCGCUGUAUACGUCUUUCACCCUUGCCCAACAAUACUGCCGAUGUAAUUUCAUCUGCCGAGGGAGUUUUGAGCAUAGCUCCAAUCGCAAAUAUGCUUAUAGCGCCCGAUUUGAAGUUUGGAAACUAUGGUCAACUUACCUCAAGUAAUGGACGAAUGCUGGAUGUCUAUCGAGCCGUUGAUAGCAAGACAACCGACAUUGUAGAAGCUCAUUUUGAUGGCGAACUGCUCGAGAGCUACGCGACCUAUAAGCUUGUCAAUGAAAGUCCAGUACUGUCAUCGCACAUGCGAUUCACUCGAGGUCCAUCUGAUAUAGCACCUACAUUCACAGAAAGAAUUCGAAGCUGUUUCACGCAGACAGCUGCCUCCUUCAACGAGAACAACACAUUUAUUUUUGAUGUGAAAUCAAAAUCUGUGAAAGAUGUUCACAACAUAGGAGUUGAGACGGUUUCGAUUGCACUUGGUAACGCUUUGGCACAAAUUGCUCCUAUAAAUCCUUUCAGAAUCCGUGUUUUCUAUGACACGAAUGCUGAGCGGUCACUGCGAGUGUUCUUCUCUAUCGACGAAAAAAGUAAUAUAGUGCCCAGUGUUGUGCCGAAAUACAACUAUACGUUCGAUCUCUUAGUUAAUAGGGUGCUCCCUAAAUCCUACUGGCGUAUCCCGCUUCGCGGCGCAUACGUUAACACAAAUAGUGCACUAGAUAAUGAGAAUUCGGCAGAGCUUCGGCUGAUUUUUACCACUGCUGUCGGAUUGAACCCAUAUACGCUCUUAUACUGA